AGUGCCUAAGUUACCAUGUAACUCGCUUCGCGAACUGCUUUAGGGCCGGUUGUGUCGCGUUGAUAAUGUAAUCCGAGACCACAACAAUUAAUACUCGUCGCGGUCCAACAUUGGAUUCAAGAGAAUUAUUCACCGUUCAUCGUUCACCUUCCCAUUAUUCAGCAGUCGACGAUGUCUUCGAGUCCAUCUUCGUCGUCACCCAUACUGUUUGCAAUGUCAUCGGCUCCAGCAAGUACAGCUGGCUCAUCGCCUCCCCCCAGUGAAGAAAAACGGUUAGGCAGAGCACACAAGAGCACACGCGAGUCCUCAGAGGUGUUAGAAACAAUAGAAGACGAGGAAUUUCGGGAACGCUUCUCUCGCCUCGAACGCCUUCUCGAAAAGUCUUUCACGUACUCCAAACUUUUAGGAGCGCAAAUGGACAAGGAAAAGCGUGCAUGUGCACUCCGAGCCGCCAUGCAAGCCGCUGCACCCUCAAAACCACAGUCUUCGAGAAGGCGUCUUCCAAGGCGUGGAAAGAAACGCUCACGCAUAGAUGAGUCAGAUGAGGAGGGGGCGCCUCCUGUGAAACCACAGAUUCAGGAACCUCUUGUAGUUGAGGGGGAGAACGGGCAGCGACCAAAGUUCCCUCAACCUGCAUUAGUCACAGGGGCGAAGUUAAAGGAUUACCAAUUGGAAGGAGUAGAAUGGAUGGUUAGUUUAGAUAAAAACGGCGUUUCUGGUAUCCUUGCGGAUGAGAUGGGUUUAGGCAAGACCCUGCAAACGAUUGCAUUCAAUGCACACCUGCGCGGCCUCGGUCAUUACCAACCUUUCCUUAUCGUCUGCCCCUUGAGCGUCCUUCAUAAUUGGAUAGAGGAAUUUCAGAAAUUUGCGCCUACUAUACCCGUCUGCAUGUAUCAUGGCACGCCAGCUGAGCGUGCUAAUAUUCGCCGGACUAUCAUGCGAGCACCGGACACUCAAGAAGCAGACGAUGAAGAGGUUAUGGUCAAGACGCAACGCAAUAACAAGGGCAAGGGCAAGAAAGCUCCUGCCCGUAAAGCUCCUCCGCCGAAGCGCAAAACAAAAGGCAGACCUGCUAAGAGACGCAAGACAGACACCGACGAGGAUAGAUUACAGGCAGAUGAAGACGACGAAGAUACCUCGUAUGUCGAGGACACCCGUAUACCCACUACUAGCGAUACCCUCCCUCCACAGACCCGUGCCUCUUUCCCUGUUGUUGUCACCACCUACGAAAUGAUUCUCAAGGACCGUAUAUACCUUUCCACUUAUAAUUGGGGCUAUAUCGUUGUAGAUGAGGGGCAUAGAUUGAAAAAUCUUGACUGCAAGCUCAUGCAGGAGAUCAAGAAAUAUCCGAGCGCAGGUCGGAUGAUUCUGACGGGAACACCAUUACACAAUAAUUUGGCAGAGUUGUGGUCAUUAUUAAAUUUUAUACUACCUGAUAUUUUUGACGACCUGGAUACAUUCCAGGAAUGGUUCAACCUCGGAACCAUGCAAUCUCGCCUCUCUGCAGACCAAUCGUCUCAGUUGAUUGGCACCCUUCAUGGUAUCUUGAAGCCUUUCCUCCUUCGACGACUUAAGGCGGACGUCGAAGGCCUCCUUCCACCCAAGAAGGAAUAUGUUCUGUACGCCCCGCUUAGCAUAGGUCAACGCAAUUUGUACGACAACAUCCUUGACGGGUCGUUACGAAACUUUCUUCUUGGCAUUUCCAAAGAAGCAGCCGUCGAGAAGGUUGUCGAGAUCGACUUGGAUGCGCCAAUGAAGCUCCGGAAGCCGAAAAAGACACGAUACGAUGCUGAUGGCAACGACGACGAGUACUUUGAGAUGCUCGAGGACGGUGGAGGCUCCACGGUUAAGGAGCUAGAGGAGGACGUCUCUGAGAUGGCGAAACAACAUCAGCAACUUGCGACUCGGAAACAGAUCAACAACAUGAAGCUUCAGAAUGUUGUUAUGCAGCUACGCAAAGUCUGCUCCCACCCGUUUUUGUUCCACUGGCCUGUCGUCCCAGGCACUCAGGAGCUCGUGCUUGACGAGCAGUUGGUAAACGCCAGCGGAAAGAUGAUGAUCCUCGAUCGUUUACUAGAGGAACUGUUCCGCAGGAAACACAAAGUUUUGUUAUUCAGUCAAUUUACUACUAUGUUAGAUAUCCUUGAGGACUGGGCUACCGAACUAAAAGGCUGGUCUAUCUGUCGUAUCGACGGGUCAACAGCACCUAUGGACCGCCGCGAACAGAUGAACAAGUUUCAGCAAGGAGGCAGCUCUCGCGACGCUCCGAAGUUGUUCCUCCUUAGCACUCGCGCAGGCGGCCUAGGCAUCAAUUUAACAGCAGCUGAUACGGUGAUAUUUUAUGAUCAAGACUGGAAUCCGCAGAUGGAUAUCCAAGCUCAAGAUCGAGCGCAUCGUAUCGGUCAGACGAAACCCGUUUUGGUGUUUCGACUCGUUACGGCGCAUACUAUCGAAACAAGGAUCAUGCAUCGUGCGACUGAGAAGAGGAAGCUUGAGGCACUUGUGAUAGCCAAGGGCAAAUUCAAGCUCCCCGGACAAGGGGUACCUCAAUCAAACCCCCAAUCAAUGACAGAACUCGCAGCUGAUCUUUUGAAGCUUGAAGGCGAGCAGAUCGACGUGGUGACGAAUACGUCUGUGGAGAGUAAGAAACGGGUGUUGUCAGAUGAAGACCUCAAUAUGUUGCUUGAUCGGAGUGAGGCUGUAUUCGCGGACAGGAAGAAGGGAUGGAAGAGCGAGGAGAAUGGAGCUGGGAAGCGUGCGGCGUUUGCUGUAUAUGAGGCGCCUGUGCACGAGGGGAAUGAUUUGGUGGCUAAGAUCAUGGGGGAGGACGUCCCUGAGUGUUGAGUGUUUGGUGGGGAUGUGUGUUGUGUGUUGUGCAUGUGGAUUACUACAGUUAAUAAUUGCGAUGCUGUACAUGGACGCUUAACUCGCUGUACAUAGAUCAUCAGAUGAAUGCUAUUAACACGCGUUCCGUUUA
Messenger RNA from Suillus bovinus, 2977 nucleotides. Its product is annotated as SNF2 family N-terminal domain-containing protein. The transcript has 11 exons. Lineage: Eukaryota; Fungi; Basidiomycota; Agaricomycetes; Boletales; Suillaceae. The coding region runs from base 172 to 2844 and encodes 890 amino acids. Gene Ontology annotation, molecular function: DNA binding; ATP-dependent chromatin remodeler activity; ATP binding. Gene Ontology annotation, cellular component: nucleus. The record is from RefSeq and is a predicted model, not a curated record.